Molecule: messenger RNA, 1596 nt
Organism: Acanthosepion pharaonis
Lineage: Eukaryota; Metazoa; Mollusca; Cephalopoda; Sepiida; Sepiidae
Source: the annotation of a GenBank genome assembly
AUGCACUGUUUUUCUUUUCCCCAUGCAUGCGCCUCUAUCUAUCUAUCUAUCUAUCUAUCUAUCUAUCUAUCUAUCUAUCUAUUUAUCUAUCUAUCUAUUAAACGGAUUUUUCAUUCGACAUUAUUUCUUAUUACAAUAAACAUUAAUUUAAUGGGUGUAUGGGGAGGAUAUGGUGGUUACACCGGAUCUUACAAUCCUUCUGUCAGCACUACAUACCAGGGUACACAUUAUCCAGGCUAUCAUGGAUGGGGAUACGGCCACAGUGGAUGGGGAGGAUAUGGCGGUCAUUAUACUACCGGACAUUCUGUUAGCUCUGUUUCUCAUGGUGUCUCUCAUCCAGUAGGCUACAGCGGAUGGGGUCUUAAUGGCUUAGGAUAUGGCUGGAACUACCCUACUGGAACAUGGGGAGGAUAUAGCUCUUAUUACCCUACCGGACAUUCUGUUAGCUCUGUUUCCCAUGGUGUCUCUCAUCCAGUAGGCUACGGUGGAUGGGGUCUUAAUGGCUUGGGAUAUGGCUUGAACUACCCAACUGGAGCAUGGGGAGGAUAUAGCUCUUAUUACCCUACCGGACAUUCUGUUAGCUCAGUUUCCCAUGGAGUCUCUCAUCCAGUAGGCAACGGCGGAUGGGGUCUUAAUAGCUUGGGAUAUGGCUGGAACUACCCUACUGGAACAUGGGGAGGAUAUAGCUCUUAUUACCCUACCGGACAUUCUGUUAGCUCUGUUUCCAUGGUGUCUCUCAUCCACUCUGUUUCCCAUGGUGUCUCUCAUCCAGUAGGCUACGGUGGAUGGGGUCUUAAUGGCUUGGGAUAUGGCUGGAACUACCCUACUGGAACAUGGGGAGGAUAUAGCUCUUAUUACCCUACCGGACAUUCUGUUAGCUCAGUUUCCCAUGGUAUCUCUCAUCCAGUAGGCUACGGUGGAUGGGGUCUUAAUGGCUUGGGAUAUGGCUGGAACUAUCCUACUGGAACAUGGGGAGGAUAUAGCUCUUAUUACCCUACCGGACAUUCUGUUAGCUCAGUUUCCCAUGGUGUCUCUCAUCCAGUAGGCUACAGUGGAUGGGGUCUUAAUGGCUUAGGAUAUGGCUGGAACUACCCAACUGGAGCAUGGGGAGGAUAUAGCUCUUAUUACCCUACCGGACAUUCUGUUAGCUCAGUUUCCCAUGGAGUCUCUCAUCCAGUAGGCUACGGCGGAUGGGGUCUUAAUGGCUUGGGAUAUGGCUGGAACUACCCUACUGGAACAUGGGGAGGAUAUAGCUCUUAUUACCCUACCGGACAUUCUGUUAGCUCUGUUUCCCAUGGUGCAGUAGGCUAUGGUGUAAAAGGCUUCGGGACAUGUGGCGCAUGGGUCGAAGGCAGCCGCUCGUUUUCGUCUCGCGUAGUUCGGAGUUCCCUCGAUCGGGGCCGCCCGCGGCGGGUGCCAGGCCCAUUCGGUGCGGACGGCGAGCGUCGGCCUUCGAUCCGAGAGUCGGGUUGCUUAGGAACGCAGCCCAAAUUGGGUGGUAAGCUCCAUCCAAGGCUAAAUACCGGACUGAGUCCCCCCGCGAUCGCUGUGAGCGGUCCCACCCGUUUACCCCUGGGCGGUUUCACGUUCUCUUGA